AUGGGGAGGGGGGCAGAAAGGGGAGGGAGGGGUGGUGGCAGCGGGAACGGGAGGUUGAGGACCGAACCGCCGCAGGGUCAAGGCAAGGCAAGGCCAGAUGAGGCCGGGUGCGUGAAGCAGAGCUCGGGCAGAGGGAAACAGGGCAGCAGGCUGAACGUACGAGACGGAAAUGGGCCUCUUGCGCUUUCCCAGGCGCAGAGGGUCCUGAUCGUCCUGGUCGACAUCGUUGUCAUUGUCGUUGUCGUUCUCGUCGGCACUGUUGAAGCCAUGGCCGUCUUUCGGAGUCCUGAUCGUGGCGGAGGAGCUGCUGGUGGUGAUGGUGGGUAG
Verticillium alfalfae VaMs.102 is the source of this 327-nucleotide messenger RNA. RefSeq lists its product with no specific name. Bases 1 to 327 code for a protein of 108 amino acids. The record is from RefSeq and is a predicted model, not a curated record. NCBI's taxonomy places the organism in Eukaryota, Fungi, Ascomycota, Sordariomycetes, Glomerellales, Plectosphaerellaceae. The transcript has a single exon.